AUGGCGGAAUCUCAGCAGCGUUCCCGCGUUUUCUUCGACAUUCAAAUCGGCAAUGAGGAUGUUGGUCGCGUUGCAUUCGAACUGUUCAAUGAUGUGGUCCCGAAGACCGCGGACAACUUUCGGGCGCUUUGCACCGGCGAGAAGGGCACCGGUACCCAGGGCAAGCCAUUGACCUACAAGGGCUCUAUUUUCCACCGGGUGAUCAAGCAGUUCAUGAUCCAGGGUGGUGACUUUACUGCGUUCAACGGGACUGGCGGCGAGUCGAUCUAUGGCGAAAAGUUCCCCGACGAGAACUUUGACCUCAAGCAUGACCGGCCCUUCUUGCUGUCUAUGGCCAACUCGGGCCCCGGCACUAAUGGGAGCCAGUUCUUCGUCACCACCGUCCCCACCCCGCACCUGGAUAGCAAGCACGUUGUGUUCGGUGAGGUGAUCAACGGCAAGAGUGUGGUUCGCAAGAUCGAGAACAUGCAGACUACGGCAGACAAGCCCGUGCGCGACGUGAAGGUGGUGAACUGCGGCGAGCUUAAGGGCCAGGACUACGGGAACGCCACCAAGCGGAUCCAGGACGCGACGGGUGACCCUUACGAGGACUUCCCCGAGGACCACCAGGGCGACGAACUGAGUGCGCCGGUCUGCUUCAAGAUCGCAUCCGAUCUCAAGGGCUUCGGUAACUCGGCAUUCAAGGGCGGAGACCUCAAACUCGGGUUGGAGAAGUACCAGAAGGGUCUGCGCUACUUGAACGAGUUCCCCGACCCCGGUGACAACGACCCCAAGGAACUGGGCGACCAGAUCAAGGGCGUCCGAUUUGCCCUGCACUCCAACUCAUCCCUGCUCGCCAACAAGCUCGGCCAGUUCAGCAAUGCCCAGAGCUGGGCCUCGUAUGCGCUCCAAGGUGCCGAAGCCGCCAAGGCCAAGGAUGCCGACAAGGCCAAGGCCCUUUACCGUCGCGCCGUUGCCUACAAGGGAUUGAAGGAAGAAGACGAGGCUCUGAAGGACCUCGAGGAGGCUUCCAAGCUGGCUCCCAGUGAUGUGGGCAUUACCAACGAGAUCGCCAAGGUCAAGAAGGCUCUCAAGGACCGCGACGUUAAGGACAAGGCGGCUGCGAAGAAGUUCUUUGCGUGA
Molecule: messenger RNA, 1122 nt
Organism: Penicillium alfredii
Lineage: Eukaryota; Fungi; Ascomycota; Eurotiomycetes; Eurotiales; Aspergillaceae
Exons: 5
Coding region: 1-1122 (373 amino acids)
Biological process (GO): protein folding; protein peptidyl-prolyl isomerization
Cellular component (GO): intracellular membrane-bounded organelle
Molecular function (GO): protein binding; peptidyl-prolyl cis-trans isomerase activity
Source: RefSeq, a predicted model, not a curated record